AUGGUCCGGCCGAAUUUCCUCCCUGGACUUCAUGGCAGCCUCCAAAGCAGGGAUGGACGAGGGGCAUUUAUCAUGCACCGAUGCCAUGGAGUAACGACCGAUAUUACCCCGGAUGCCAGUCGUGCUGUAACCAAAAUGAAGGCCACAAUCACCCAGCGAUUCACAAUCAACGGAAUCGAAGUGGAUGCGGAGGCAGACUGCCGUUUUUGUUUCUUCGAGAAGCUUGACGGGCGCUGGGGUGCGCGAUUCGUGCGAUAUUGGUAUGAGAAGGAUAAGCUGUUGCCCGUGAUUCCAAAUCUGGUCCCCGACAUGGACGUGGAGAAGCUCAACUCUUAUCCGGAGGGAUAUAAGUGUCUGGCAUAUUGUCAGGAGCUUACUAUGGGGGGUUACGGUGCUGAGGAAUAUGCCUCAUCAUCGUCGCCAUGCUAG
Molecule: messenger RNA, 429 nt
Organism: Penicillium robsamsonii
Lineage: Eukaryota; Fungi; Ascomycota; Eurotiomycetes; Eurotiales; Aspergillaceae
Product: putative pathogenesis associated protein Pep2
Exons: 1
Coding region: 1-429 (142 amino acids)
Source: RefSeq, a predicted model, not a curated record